UUUACCCCAUAAGGACACGCGGAAUUGCUGAAGCUUCUAUACUUCGAGCUGGAAAGUUACCAACGAUUCAAGCUGGAAACCGAAAGGAACCCAUUUAUAGUAAAGAUUUUCGAAGGUCCUAAUGAUUAAAGAUCAGUAAAUGCGAGAUUUUGGCGAUCCCUUUGCAGAGUAAUGGCCAAAGGGAUAAUCAAGAACACAUGGGAUCGCUCUGUGAAGAUUACUGUAAUCUGGUUAAUCUGCGUUCUUACUUUUUACUGUUUUUUCCAGAUGGCACUGCGCAAUUCUUCAUCCCAUGAGAACGCCAAUUCUCAUCGACCCACAAUUUCUGGAAGAUCUUCAAUUUCACAUGCUGAGCAAAGAUCAGUACUCUACUCAAAAAUGGCAAAAGAUCUGGAGGAGAAUGGAGCUGUUUUUAUUAAACAAGGGGAAACCUCUCAGUCUAUAUCCUUGUCGGAUCUUUUUACUCUGAAGGAUGAAACUGUGACACCCAUACUUAAGUCUGCAGAUCCUCCCGUGCGAGCGAAUGUGCUGUAUUUAAGUACUCAAUACUCUGUUCCAAUCUCGAAGGCUGUGAAGGAUGUAUUUUUGCCGUACUUUGAUAAAGCAAUCUGGUUUCAGAACUCUAGUCUCUACCAUUUUAGCAUGUUCCACGCUUCACAUCACAUAGCUCCUGUCCCUGCCACAGAAACAGAGAUUGAAGCUGAAGCUAAUGCCGUAAAAGCUGUUGCAGAGUCCACCUGCCCAUUGCACAUUGUCCUGGAUCGGGUGGUUUUAACCUCAACUGGCGUACUACUAGGGUGUUGGCAGGUGGUCUCUGGUUCAGAUCCCGUAACUAUUCGUGCUAAAUUAAAGGCUGCUCUUCCACGUGCUCCACAAAAGCAGCUUUAUAAUGAGGCCAUGCUUCAUACUUCACUUGCAAGGCUUCUAGGCCCCCCUAACAAGUUGCCUGAGGAGGAAAGUAAGAUUUCAGAACUCCAAAUAUUUCAUGAUCUCGUAAACAGACUGAACAAUCAAAUUCGAGGAUUAAAGGCCACGGUCUCAGAGCUCUGGUAUGUUGAAGAGUACGAUUUGCUUGCACUUGCUGUGAAUGGAAAUAUGAAGAUUCGGAAAUUCAAACUUGGUUGUUCAGAAGCCUAGUGGUUCCAAAGGUCCUUCUUCCCUUACAUAAAGCAUCAGGCAAAAUAUAGAGCUAGCACAGAAAAAAGAUGUGUGUAUGAUGAUAAGAGUGUGAUGGAUGAGGUCCUUUUGGUCAUUUCAUAGAUGUCCAUCUAUGCUUUCUACAAGUGACAGUCUACUGUAUAAAUUGUCAAAUUACAAGUAGUAGUUUGUGAUCAAUAAAUAGCUUUUUUUUUCAAUACCAUAUGUUUGUUCAUAUGCCAGUGAUCAAGUUUAUUGGUACUUUAUAUCUUGGUUAGCACCGAUGCUUGUCGCUCGGAGGUUCAUACUUAUGAUGUCGGUUCGAAUUCUUGCCAAACACGUUUGGUGGGUGUAAACGGACGUCUGCUGAUUAUAAGAAUAUUGGCUGGCUGUCAGAUUAAAACA
Messenger RNA from Sesamum indicum (sesame), 1542 nucleotides. RefSeq lists its product as uncharacterized. Lineage: Eukaryota; Viridiplantae; Streptophyta; Magnoliopsida; Lamiales; Pedaliaceae. The record is from RefSeq and is a predicted model, not a curated record.